AUGAAAAGAUCGUUGGACAAAUUUUUAACUGUAGAUGGAGAACAAUUACAACAAUCGUCAUUAUUUUUACACAUUUCACCUGCUCAAACUCCAGAAACAUCAUUUGUCUCCGAAACUAUUCUGCAAAAAGACCAGCAGGAAAAACCAAGCAAUUCCGUUUGUGAAGAUGAAACAAAAAGAGAAAAUAUAAAUUUAAAAGCAUCUCAAAGUAAUGAUGAAACUAAGAGUCUUGUAAACGAUAUUGCAUUAUGGCCAGAAUACUUAACAGACGCCAUGCGAGAGUAUUAUAUAAAAAAUCCACCAAAAUCAAUAAAUGGAACUUUGGAAUCAUUUUCUAUUCGAUGCAACGAAGGGUCAAAACAAAUCACAAGAAAAUUAACUAUUGCCUCCUUCUUCAGAAUAUUUAAUAGCGGAGAAAAAGUUAAAAGCGAUUGGUUGGCUUAUACUGAAACCAACAACUUAUUGUACUGUUACGUCUGUAAAUUAUUUUCCAAGCAAACAACGCUAAUGAUAAAAGGGACGAAUGAUUGGAAAAAUGUACAUAAAAAAUCGUCAGAGCAUGAAAACUCUAGUAGACCACAGUAA
Messenger RNA from Stegodyphus dumicola, 585 nucleotides. Its product is annotated as zinc finger MYM-type protein 5-like. The record is from RefSeq and is a predicted model, not a curated record. NCBI's taxonomy places the organism in Eukaryota, Metazoa, Arthropoda, Arachnida, Araneae, Eresidae.